Molecule: messenger RNA, 2576 nt
Organism: Amblyraja radiata (thorny skate)
Lineage: Eukaryota; Metazoa; Chordata; Chondrichthyes; Rajiformes; Rajidae
Gene: yrk
Product: Yes-related kinase
Exons: 12
Coding region: 204-1877 (557 amino acids)
Biological process (GO): protein phosphorylation
Molecular function (GO): ATP binding; protein binding; protein tyrosine kinase activity
Source: RefSeq, a predicted model, not a curated record
ACCAGUGCAGCUGUUUCCUGCCCUCAGUCUCACAGAGGAGAGAGAGUUUCACCGUCCGCUCUCGUGGUCAGUAUUCCUUCCUCGCUGCGGGCCGCCGACUGGAGACGGGCACUGGUUACACUUGGGGGAUCAUGGAGGGGGGACUCUCCCAGUGACCACGGGCUCCAAACACCCAGCCUGCAACCUGUCCCAGUCGGGCAGCGAUGUGCAGGGGCACUGACCACUUGACUGGGAGCUGUCUGUGGGACUGCUGGACGAUGGGUUGCGUGCACUGCAAGGAGAAGGGAUCGGCCAAAUCGCAAGCCAACGACGGCGAUGGGUUCUUCAAACAGAACGCCAACCCUCGCUAUGGGCCCGAGCCCACCAGCCAAGCCCCCACCGCCAUCUUCAACCGGAUCCCCGACUUCAACACCUUCCACGAGAGCGCCAACACCGCCCUCAGCCCCUUCGGCGGCUCACUCGGCUACCUCAGCGGCUCGAUGCCCACCCGAGCUGGCGUGGUCCCAGGAGGAGUGACGCUGUUUGUCGCCUUGUACGACUAUGAUGCCAGGACAGAAGAUGACCUGACCUUCAGGAAAGGGGAGAAGUUUCACAUCAUCAACAGCUCGGAAGGAGAUUGGUGGGAAGCUCGUUCACUGACCACUGGCCAGACCGGCUACAUCCCCAGCAACUAUGUGGCCCCAGUGGACUCCAUCCAGGCUGAGGAAUGGUACUUUGGGAAGAUGGGGCGCAAGGAUGCCGAGAGGCUGCUGCUGUGUCCGGGGAACCCCAGGGGAACAUUCCUGAUUCGGGAGAGCGAGACCACAAAGGGUGCGUACUCGCUGUCCAUCCGGGACUGGGACGAGGUGAAAGCGGACCAUGUCAAACACUACAAGGUGCGCAAACUGGACAACGGUGGGUAUUACAUCACCACUCGAGCCCAGUUUGAGACGGUGCAGCAGCUGGUUCAUCAUUACACAGACCGUGCGGCCGGUCUGUGCUGCCGCCUGGUGGUGCCGUGCCACAAGGGAAUGCCAAAACUAGCCGACCUCUCCGUCAAAACCAAAGACGUGUGGGAGAUCCCUCGCGAGUCUCUGCAGCUGAUCAAGAAGCUGGGCAACGGGCAGUUUGGGGAAGUGUGGAUGGGCACAUGGAACGGGACCACCAAGGUUGCAGUGAAGACCCUGAAGCCCGGCACUAUGUCCCCUGAGGCGUUCCUGGAGGAGGCCCAGAUAAUGAAGAGACUGAGACACGACAAGUUGGUCCAACUCUACGCCGUCGUGUCCGAAGAACCAAUCUACAUUGUCACCGAGUUCAUGACCCAAGGAAGUUUGCUUGAUUUUCUCAAAGAUGGAGACGGGCGGAUCCUGAAGCUGCCGCAGUUGGUAGACAUGUCUGCACAGAUUGCCGCUGGUAUGGCUUACAUCGAGCGAAUGAAUUACAUCCAUCGAGAUCUCAGAGCUGCCAACAUCCUGGUUGGAGAAAACCUUAUGUGCAAGAUAGCGGAUUUUGGACUGGCGAGGCUGAUCGAAGACAAUGAGUACACAGCCCGGCAAGGGGCUAAGUUUCCAAUAAAGUGGACAGCACCAGAGGCUGCCCUGUACGGGAAGUUUACAAUCAAGUCUGACGUGUGGUCAUUUGGAAUCCUCCUGACUGAGCUGGUGACCAAAGGAAGGGUCCCGUACCCAGGAAUGAACAACCGUGAGGUUCUGGAGCAGGUGGAGCGAGGGUAUCGCAUGCCUUGUCCAAACGCUUGUCCUGCAUCUCUUCACGAACUCAUGAUCCAGUGCUGGAAGAAAGACCCAGAGGAGCGGCACACCUUCGAGUACCUGCAGUCCUUCCUGGAGGACUACUUCACUGCGACAGAACCCCAGUACCAACCCGGGGAGAACUUGUAGCUGCCGGGCCGGUUAGAACAUUCCUUCACCACCGUUGCGUUAUAUUUCCAACCAUGAGAUCAAGGAGUUGGGAAGGGCAGCUUUCAUGGGAACUGUGGCCCAAAACUUGAAGGAACUCAUUGAGAUUUAGAUCAUCUUGUACAGCAGGAGACUGGCCAAUCUCCCCAACACAGGAUUGUACCGUGACAGCAAAUGUACAACACUGCACAAUGGGUGCAUGGGGUGGAGAGACAUUUGGGGGUCACUGCAAUUUCCUGAUGCUACUGAGCAGUAUUGGAGUCCAGACACUGAGAUUAACAUCUUCCGUGUCUGGAUGAAGAACAGGGACGAUGCUGUCUUGCUCCCGGCCUGUCCCUGUUGCUUGGGACGUUGGGACCAGCCACAAUGUACCAUAAGAGAGCGUUGACUGGCCUACAAUGCUUGUUUAACAAUGUCGCAAAGGACCGUACUAAAAUGGAUCUUUUCUUUCAACUUAAUAUUUCACUCGGCUUUUGUAUUUCAGUUGCCAUAUUCCAGACAUAUUUUAUUCUCUUCUUUGUACAAUUUUGUAGGCCCUUGGACAAAGAGACGCCUUUAAAACUGCUAAUAUUGGGGGGUUUACACGCACACACGCACGCGCACACACACACAAACGUACAUACACACGUACACACACACGCACACACGUACGUACACACACACACGCACACAUGUACGCGC